Symbiodinium natans is the source of this 1065-nucleotide messenger RNA. The record is from the annotation of a GenBank genome assembly. Lineage: Eukaryota; Dinophyceae; Suessiales; Symbiodiniaceae.
AUGCAGAAGGCCGUCUGUGCUGAGAGCUACUUCUGCGGUAAAGAAGGCAAGUUCUGGCAUAUUUUCUUCGUGGCCGCCGCCGCACCUGCGGCGAGCCGUGCGGAGUCUCGCCUGGCCGAGGCUGCGGCUGGGGUUCUCAUGGUUCUUACAUCCCUUUGCAUGAUCGCCUUCUUCAAGACGAGACGGCCGGAGAGCAAGGUGCUGGAGGUCGCGAUCUAUGUGUAUGGCGCGGCGCUGGCAUCGUUCUUCAUUUCCAGAGCGUACGGGCGGGGUUUCAAGAGGGACAGCAGCGUGGUGUACUUUGUCCUGUCGCCUUUCAUCGUGGCCGGACUGGAAACAGACCGGCUCUUGGCAAAGGCGUUGCUGAAGCAGUCGAGGCAGCUCAAGGCUGGCUUUCAAGGCAUCCGCAACGCUCAGAGCUCCAACCCUGCCGACCGCGAGCGGAUCCAGAACGAAAUCGAAGCGACAGGUGCCGAAUCCGAAGUGGAUGCCGCCAUCUCGGUCCUGCUGGACAUGGGCCAGUCCUCCUCUGGGCUGCGCGAGGUCACCAAGUGCACCGGGCCCCUGGGAGAUAUUUCGACUUGGAGUCGGACGUUGUUCUUUGUCAGCCUGAACUGGUGGAUCAUCAAUGCCAACCAGCUUUGGAGUGGCCGCGUGCUUCGGAACGACCCCAGGCACAUGCCCGACUGGCUGCGCCCCGUUGUGUUCAGCGCCGCUCUCCUUGAGUGCGUCGCCUUUCUGAUCAUGUUCGUCCUCUUCCCUCCGCAUCGGAAGGCCUUUGCGGAGAGGAGCCAGAUCCUGAUCGUCCUCUUCCUGGUGGUCGCCAAUGCUGCGUCCUUCCAGGGGCCUGACUACGAGUAUGCCUACACCUUCCUCCUGAACCCCCUGAUCCUCGCCCUGUCUGCAGCCGGCCCCGUCUUCGUCGCCCGGGUGCCCCUGCUGGGCGUUCCGCUGGUGCGAGCCCUCUUUGGCCGCAAUCCCCUCCGAGCUGCCGAGCUCCAGAGCCCUCCAAGGGCUCCCAAGACGGAGGAGGAACAGGAGCCCUGUGUAACCUUCAGCCUCUAA